Molecule: messenger RNA, 1059 nt
Organism: Paralichthys olivaceus (Japanese flounder)
Lineage: Eukaryota; Metazoa; Chordata; Actinopteri; Pleuronectiformes; Paralichthyidae
Product: speriolin-like protein
Cellular component (GO): centrosome
Source: RefSeq, a predicted model, not a curated record
ACACCCCAACAGAGAAUUCUGUUUUGAUUUGAAAUAUGAUAUCACAUGAUUCAGUCAGUGUCAAGGAAGAUUUGAGAGCUUGUGGCUGCUGGUCUUAAACUGCGAACCUCAAAAUGGACCUGGAGCAAACCGCCAAUUUGUUGCUGUCAAAAAAAGAACAGCUGCUACAGGAGAAUGAGCAGCUGAAGUCGCUGUUAAGUGUAGUUAAGGAAAAUGUUGACCUGAGAGCCAGGAUGCAGAGCUUCAACAAUGAUAAUCUGGAGGCGUCAUCAGUUUGCUUCCUGCCAGGAAGAAACCCCUCCACUCUGUUGAAAACCACCCUCGAUGAGAGGCAGUUCAGAAAAGACUUAGAUCAGACCAAACUCCAACAGGAGCGUCGAACCUUGUCCCCCACUGACUUCUGGUCUUUCAUCCAAAACUCGGCUCACGCAGACACAUGUGAGAGGUCUCACAGCGGCCAGGCUGAUGUGGCUCUUGAGGGCAACGCCAGGAUCCUGGGAGAGAUUGUUUUACAACUGGACAGGAGGAUUCUGUCUCAUGUCUUCCAGGGCCACAGGAGGCUUUAUGGUUUCACAGUGCAGAACAUACCAGACAAGAUCAUAGAGGUUAGCACAAAUCCACUGAUGGGGAAGGUGGAUAAAGGCUAUCAGCGUCACCUCACUCAGAGGUAUGAUGACCUCAUGGAGCAGUUGAAUCAGCUCGGUUACAAGAAGACACUUCACCCUCAAUUCUCUGAAUUCAUCAUCAACACUUACGGGAUCCUGAAGGGGAGGUCUCGAGAAUUCAGAACUCAGCAAGUGGGCUACAACAACCCGGAGACUCUGAAGAUGCUCAUAAUGACCACUGCUCCGAUAAAACUUCAGGAGAACCUGCAGCUGCUGCUCAAAUGUCUCUGCAACAUGGCCAAGAACGACAAAAAGCCUCUUCUUCUCUGGUAGACAUGAGUGUAAUCAGAUUUACAAGCUUGCACCAUCCACAAAUUAGAAAUAAACAUUGGUAAAUGGCAUGAGAAGAUACAUUUUAUAAUUGUUAUACUUUGCAACCUGUAAUAAAACAUCU